AUGGCGAGCAUGAAUACAGGCUCCAAGUUCAACUCGGCAAUGCAGCCAGCCGUCCCAGUCAAGUAUGAACGAAAUCCUCCCCAAACUGUAUUCCAUCACAAUCUUAUACUGGCGCCUAGGUUUCGGUGCAAAGUUGGCGGAGAGUGGAAGCCUCUUGACGCAUUUUCCAAGAGCCAACAAAGAUUCGUUCAGUACCAGAUCGACCGUCGACUGCGCAUCGAUGCGGCCAACUCUGGAAUGACUUGCAAGGAGCAUACCUCUAGCCAACGAACAGAGAUGACUUGUGAGUUGUGUGGACUGACCAAGCCGUUGAACGAGUUUAGUGGCAAUAGCAAGAGGCAUGAGAGCGUUCAUUGCAAAAGAUGCACUGCCUGGAUGGAAACACAGGAGCCAGAGGUUGUGCCUGCGCCUCUCGAGACUGGCCAUGUCUCCGUCGAAGAGGAACGCGGAGAAAUGUGGCCAGCCACUUUUGUCGAUGACACUGAUUUCUUUUCCGAUGAUCUCGUGCCCCAGGCACCAAUCACUAGUCUAUCGUCCCUUGGCUUGGAAGAUAUUGAUCCGUCUCUACUCGAUGUGGCUUCCAUUCUCAGUGGUCGUUUGUCUUCGUCUGCGUCUUCGUCUGCGUCUGCGUCUGCGUCUGCGUCUGCGUCUGCGUCUGCACCGCGUAACGCACUACCGCCGCAUCUUCGCGGCCUCGUCGCACAGCAACAGAUGCCCUCUCAUAACGACGCUUCCGAGUACGCCCCCAGUGAGAGCGAUUUCAAUCCGAGCAGCAUUUCGACGGCUACGACGGCCAGAGAGAUGCGAGAUUCGAACAAACCACGCCGAGUAUCCUUCAACGCUUGGGACCCGGCGGGCAUUCAGCACCGAAACGUCAAGUCCCUCACAGCAAGCUCAGUUGCAGGCAGUUCGAUCGGGGCUUCUAGCGAUGCAGGAGGACAAAGCUCGAAUGCUGGAGUCCCAGGCAGGAACAAAUGGGCCAAAGGUGUCCGGAUGACCUCAACGGAGUUACGCCAGUUUGGAACGAACCACCACCUCGCAGCUCGACAGGUUGCCCCGGUGAAGCAUCGUGCUCAGCAGCAUAACUUCGCGGCCUUUUGUGAGCCGGAUGACGAUGAAGAAGACUAG
Molecule: messenger RNA, 1128 nt
Organism: Trichoderma gamsii
Lineage: Eukaryota; Fungi; Ascomycota; Sordariomycetes; Hypocreales; Hypocreaceae
Exons: 4
Coding region: 1-1128 (375 amino acids)
Source: RefSeq, a predicted model, not a curated record